This is a messenger RNA of Doryrhamphus excisus (bluestripe pipefish), 2022 nucleotides long. The record is from RefSeq and is a predicted model, not a curated record. NCBI's taxonomy places the organism in Eukaryota, Metazoa, Chordata, Actinopteri, Syngnathiformes, Syngnathidae.
UGCAGCAGUCUACGUGUACACGCAGUGGAUCCACACACACACACACAAACGGAGAACCCCCUGGCAAAAUGACCGUUGAGAGGAUAUUUGACGAACUCGGACAUUUCAAACGGUUUCAGGCAUGUGUGUACUUUGCCGCCACCUUCCAAGCCAUGGCCUGCGGGAUCCACUACCUAGCCUCCGUCUUCCUGGUGGAGACCCCCAACUUUGUCUGCGGCGUCCCCGGCAACAUCACAGAAGUCUUAUACGGCAACCUGACAGGAUAUAAUGUAGAGGACUUCCUGCCAGUCUUCAAAGCCGGGACGGGUCCUUUGGUGGUGAGGACUCAUCACGGGGAGCAGUGGGAGCUGGGCCGGUGCCAGCGAGCCUUACGCGUGGACCCCAGAGACUUUACGUACAACUUUGACGGCAAUAAAACGGUGGAGGUCUGCGAUGGGAACUUUGCUUACGACCACAGUGAGGUGUACCAGAGCAUCGUGACCGACUGGGACCUGGUCUGUGACAGAGCUUGGCUGGCCAAGCUGUGCCAACCCACCUUUAUGUUGGGGGUGCUGGUCGGGGCCCUGGUUUUUGGGGACAUUGCUGACAGGGUGGGACGAGUGAAGAUCCUCAUGUUCACCAGCUUCUGUCAGUUUGCCCUGGGGGUCUGUGUGGCCUUCUCCAAAAACUACUACUACUUUGUGGCGCUCCGCUUCCUCCUGGCCAUGGCGUCCAGUGGCUAUCUGGUGGUGGUGUUUGUCUACGUGACAGAGUUCACUGGCAUCAAGGUGCGCACGUGGACCUCCAUGCAUGUGCAUGCCGCCUUCGCAGUGGGCAUCAUGGUGGUGGCUCUGACCGGCUACCUGGUGCGAGAGUGGUGGAUCUACCAGAUCAUCCUCUCCUUGUGCACCUCGCCCUUCUUACUCUUCUGCUGGAAGUUCCCCGAGACGCCAUUUUACCUGAUCGCCAAAGGUCGCCACAAGGAAGCCCAAACCCUUCUGGACCACAUGGCCCGUGUCAACGGCCUGGAGUUGAGGUUGAAGGUGGAGGAGCUCCUGGAGUCGGAGCAAAAUGGUAAAGCUCUGCUGGAGAAGGAGGCGGCCGAGGUGCAGCCGGCCGAGGCGGAGAAGAAGCUGUCCAUCUUGGAUUUGUUUGGAAGCUGGAGGAUGGCGGGGCGGACGUGCACCGUGUGGGCCAUCUGGUUCAUCGGCAGCCUGGGAUACUACGUCUUCUCUUUGGGCUCCGUCAACCUUGGAGGAAACCAGUACAUUAACCUCUUCCUGGCUGGUGCGGUGGAGCUUCCCUCCUAUCUAGUGGGCUGCUUCGCAAUGGACCGUAUUGGUCGGAAGAAGACGUGCGCCCCGGCUCUGCUGCUAGCCGGGACGGCCUGCGUGCUCAUCAUCGUAGUCCCCGCCGACAUCGAGGCGCUGGCCAUCGCUCUGUGCAUGAUUGGAAAGUUCGCCAUCGCCAUCGCCUUCGGCCUCAUCUAUCUCUACACGUGUGAGCUCUACCCCACCAUCAUCAGGUCCCUGGCAGUGGGCAGUGGCAGCAUGAUGUGUCGGGUCGGCAGCGUGGUGGCGCCGUUCUGCGUCUACCUGGCGGAUGUCUGGAUCUACCUUCCGCAGUUAAUCGUGGGCAUCCUGGCCUUCAUCAUCGGAAUUCUGACCAUGUUGUUACCUGAGACCCUGGGCCGGCCCCUGACCACCACCCUGGAGGAGGCCGAGGCGUUGGGACACAGCCCCGGGAAGAAGAGGUCCACGCUGGGGGGGAAGGAUGCUGAGGAUGGGGUGGAGCUGAAGCAGCACGUGUGACAAAGUACGUUAACGUGUGACGGACAGACCGUGGGGGUGGGGGCGCUAUUGACUUACCCGAGCUAGACAUGUUGUUGUGCAAAAAGACCAGCUAUUUGGUCUUCAAUGAUGUGUUCAUUUGUACUGGUUAAAGCCGCAUAUAGUAUACGGGACAAAAAAUAAAAAUAACAGCCGUACGCUACAUCGUACAAUGUUACGCUAAAACUGCCUGGGUUUUUUUUUUUUUUUUUUU